This is a messenger RNA of Hansenula ciferrii, 396 nucleotides long. RefSeq names its product Tvp18p (gene TVP18). NCBI's taxonomy places the organism in Eukaryota, Fungi, Ascomycota, Saccharomycetes, Phaffomycetales, Wickerhamomycetaceae. The transcript has 2 exons. Gene Ontology annotation, cellular component: Golgi membrane. Gene Ontology annotation, biological process: vesicle-mediated transport. The record is from RefSeq and is a predicted model, not a curated record. The coding region runs from base 1 to 396 and encodes 131 amino acids.
AUGGCGCUCAAGAUUACUCAAUUCAUAAAUUAUCAAGGUUUGAAAGAAGAUUUCUAUAGUAAGAACUUCAGUGUUCAAGGUUUAGUCUUGAUCUUUGUUGAAAUUCCAUUCCUGUUGAAAAUCUGUCCAUUAAGUGAAAAUUUCAAUACUUUUAUUAAGAAGUUCAAUCAAAAUUGGCCAAGAGCUGGUUUCUAUUUAGGAAUGUCAGUUAUUCAAUUCCUUUCAUUGAUUCCACAAGUUACUUCAUUGUUAGUCCCAGCUAUUUUCUUAUUAUUUAGUGCCAUUUUUUAUGCAUUCGCAGCUUUUAAGCAUCAACAAUUUCAAAAUAGUUCUGCUGUUAUUAGCACAAGUUCUGAUAAUUUCCCAACAGAUGCUGUUGUUAGAGAAAUUUUAUAG